Messenger RNA from Rhipicephalus sanguineus (brown dog tick), 2498 nucleotides. Its product is annotated as neprilysin-1. Gene Ontology annotation, molecular function: metalloendopeptidase activity. Gene Ontology annotation, biological process: protein processing. Bases 213 to 2402 code for a protein of 729 amino acids. The transcript has 21 exons. Lineage: Eukaryota; Metazoa; Arthropoda; Arachnida; Ixodida; Ixodidae. The record is from RefSeq and is a predicted model, not a curated record. Gene Ontology annotation, cellular component: plasma membrane.
UGAAGAAAAAAAAAUAACAGACGGCGUCUCGUGAGAUAGUUGUUUUGCCGCACGCUUGCAAGCAAACAUUGUUAAGUGUUUGCUGUACAUCUCAUAUCGUCUCUCAUUACCGAAAGCACGAGAGCCAGCGAAAUCGUCGUAAAGAAAAGUGAAGACGAACAACAUGCAUAAAUGACGUCGUGUUGAGGUGCAGCUACCACAGAAAAGAAAAGAUGCAUCUCCUCACUGCCAUGGUCUAUCUUCUGGCGCCAACGCUCUGCUGGAUAUUUCCGCGGAAUCUUUCUCUUGCAGCACCAAAAGCGAAAGACAAGAACUACACUGUUUGUGAAACGGAGGUCUGCAGGAAGAGAGCGAAACUGCUGCAAGAAAGCAUCAACAGAAGCGUCGAUCCUUGCGAUGACUUCUUCAGCUACGUUUGCGACGGCUGGAAUAAACGUCACCCAAUUCCAAAAGACGAAUCAUCCUACGGGAUGUACGAGCAAACCGAUGAAAGCGUGAUGCACGAGCUGAAAGGAAUAAUUGAGAGGAUACGGAUAUUCACGGAACCUCGCAAUUUGACAGAGAUGGCUGCUACAUUGUACAAGGCGUGUAUGUCUCACUAUUUCUCGGAUUGGGAGCUACUCAAGAUCGUCAAAGACAUCCUUAGUCGUAGUGGAUUUCCACUAUGGCCUGUCAUAAAACCUUCAGACGUUCCUUAUAAAAACUAUUCUGAGUUGCUCGUGGAAACAACUUUGAGGCCAUUGUUCUACGUUGAUGUCGCUGAAGACAUUAACGACACAACCCGCUUCAUCAUCGAGCUUGAUCAGAUGCCUUUCGACAUAUUGAAGAGAAAUGAGCUGAUCGAUCAAAAUGAUACAGACAACAACAACAACACACGCGUUAGGAACGCAUACAUUAACCUCAUUACCACGGCUGUGGGAGUUCUAAACAGAACUGUGACUAGAGAUGACGCUGUUGCUGUUGCUGAAAGGAUCUUCCUCUUCGAGGCCCAGCUGGCUAAGAUGACAGCACCUCCUGAUGAAAGAAGGGACACUAUGGCCAUUUACGAGAAGACCACUAUUCAGGUGUUGGCCAAAGAAGUUCCGAACAUUCCAGUCCUACAAGGCCUGAAGAAGCUAUUUUCACUGGUGAACAUAACGAUAAACGAAACGGAAGAAGUCGCCAUGUUUGGAAUGCCGUACUUCAAGAAAACCAACGACUUCUUCGGGUGUUUAUAUGACCUGUCGGACAUGUACAACAUGGCCGCGUGGAGGCACAUGUUCGAGCUGCUUUUGAUGGCGUCGAGGAAAUUCUCUGAAGCUUGGCAAGCACUGCUAAAAAUCGUGGACGGUGUACCGAAGGAAAAACCACGUUGGCAGUAUUGCCUCAACAAUGUAUUAGACACGAUGCCUUUCGUUGCUGGACGAAUGUACGUCGAAAAGAUAUUUGACAUGAAAAGCAAGACUGACGUUGAAGCCAUGAUCAAAAAUGUAACCUCGACCUUUAGGGAGUCCCUCAUAUCAAGGCCAUGGAUGAAUGACAGCACAAGAGAUACAGCGCUGAAGAAGCUGGAAAGAAUGGCUAUGAAAAUUGGAUAUCCUCCAUGGAUUUUUAACGAUACACACAUGAAGGAGCGCUUCCGUUACGUUAAGGAUUUCAGCCAGAGGGACUCCUUCUUAAAGAUAAUAACGUUGUUUGAUGAAAAUGCUUCAGUAAGAAGACUACUUCAACUUCGGAUGGUUCCAGAUAGAGCAAACAGCUGGACAUCACCUGUUGUCGUCAACGCUUUCUAUCGCUUCGAGACGAAUGAUAUGGUUUUUCCAGCCGCAAUACUUCGAGACUCUUUUUACCAGCGCGGGCUACCAGCGUCUGUCAACUAUGGCGCAAUCGGCACCAUCAUAGGCCACGAAAUGAUUCACGGCUUCGACGAGGAGGGGAAGGAUUACGACGAGGACGGUCGUUUGAGAAACUGGUGGAGCAACAAGACGCUACAAAGGUUCAGGAGAAAAGCAGAAUGUUUUGUUCGUCAAUACAGCUCCGUGUUCAGCGAACUGGCGAACAGAACGCUCAACGGCGUCAACACCCUUAGCGAAAACAUUGCCGACAACGGAGGACUCAGAAUGGCUUUCAGGACACUUGGCGACAAGUUGAAAGCGUUUGUGGAGCCAGACAUUCGUCUCCCUGGGCUGGAAGAAUACUCGCCCAAGCAGCUGUUCUUCAUCUCUGCCGCUUUCGUAUGGUGCGGCAGUAUACGCCCUGAAGCACUGCGUCUGCAAAUCGAAUACGACCCUCACAGCCCUCACAAACAAAGGAUAAAUGUCUCUCUCAGGAACAUGAAAUCGUUCACUUCGAUAUUUAAGUGCAACGAAACGUCAAAGAUGUGGUUCAAGAAAAAAAGCAACGAGACUUGCGUACUCUGGUGACAUUACUGCAAUAAAUCUGUCACGAUUUUAUCACACAUUGCACCUAUAAACGUUGCACUGCGUUUCAGGUAUAUUUCUUAUUAAAACAACAGUAGG